AUGAUCAUGAUGCGUACUUACCCCCCAAUAUCGAUUAGACAGGAUUCACCUGAAUGUUCGGACAACCUGGGAAGAAAGAAUUCAUCAUUGGAUGUUCUUUCCGCGGGUCCUAUCUCUGUGCUUCUCCCGUUACCGUCCUUGAGAGCAGAAACUGCAAUUUUAUCUGCCUGGACAGUGCUGUUGAACGGUUAUUACAGUCAGAAUCCAGUCUCAUUCCUGAUACUCGGCAGGCCAGGGAAUCAUGGGUCGCCUCAUGAGUCUGGCAAGUUGGAGUCAAUUUGCGUUGAUCUUCAGCCAGACUGGAACGCGGUGGAUCUGCAAAAGGCUCUACACCAACGCGCCGAAAGCCCUUCUGCCCCGGACCAAGAAAUUAAUGAUAAUUCGGACCGUUACGCCGUUUGGCUCGCGAAUGAGGAGGACAUACCGGCGGAUGAGGGUCGAAAGGAAACAUGUGGCCUGGAAAAGGCGUCUGAGAUUUGCCUUUUGCUGGUAGCUAAGCGGACCGGAGAUGACAGUGUCAUCCUCAAUUUGUAUUCCCGUCGCGCCAGGCCGUGUCAUUUCGAAUUAUCCAAUCUUCUGGAUAGUUUGCGAAAGGUCUUGGACUCAGUGGUCUACUAUCCUUUUCAGAUGGUCAAAGAUAUUGAGGUCAUCAGCAACUACGAUCGCUUGCGCCUUCGCGGGUGGAUGAAGGUCGAUCCACCAAAACCCGCAACCACCGUUCAUGGUCUCGUGAACCGGCACUAUCGAGAAAAACCAGCGCAUAUUGCGAUAUCUAGCACUUCAGGAGACGUGACAUACGAGGAACUGGGGAAGCGAUCUGCUGCGAUGGCGUUCCAACUCCGCAGUCUAGGAGUUGGGGCGGGAGUUAUUGUCGGGUUCUGCGUGGAAAAGUCCGCAUUAUCGCUCAUCAUGCUGCUAGCCAUUUUGCGAGCGGGUGCAGGUUAUGUCCCCAUCGCCACUUCCAAUCCCGUGGAUCGCAUGGAAUACAUCAUGCGGAGGGCUGGAAUUCAGGUGCUGGUGACGGAAAGCGCCAUCCUCGAGAGAUUAAAAGACCACAAUAGCUUCCAUGAAGUUCGAACGAUAACACCCUCAUCUCUGGAGAAGGUGGAAGUCCUGGUCGAUGGAUGGACUCGAGAGCUUGAUUUGGACCCUUCCCAUGUGGUUUAUAUAAUGUUCACGUCCGGCAGCACAGGGCAGCCAAAAGGGGUUGUGCAUCAGCACGGUGCCGUGUCUGGAGCAUUGGAGGCCGUUAGCCAGACAUUUGGACUGGACCCCUCCACAAAGUUCCUGCAAUUCGCCUCAUUCUCUUUUGAUGCUAGCAUAUGUGAGCUAUUCGCACCGUGGGUUGCCGGAGGGACUGUUUGCAUACCCUCCGAGGAGGAGCGCAUUGGAGACCUUGAGGGGUUUAUGCAUAAACUCAACGUGACCGAUGCGUCUUUGACUCCUGCCAUUGUGAAGACAUUAAGACCAGAAUGCAUACCAACAUUGAGGAACCUGUACAUUGGGGGUGAGGCACCCACCGCAGCCAUCUUGAGCACCUGGGCCGAGAGUGUCAGACUGAGCAAUAUCUAUGGACUCACCGAAGGUGGGGUCUGGGAUACUGUCCAGUUCAAUCUCAGGUCUAAUGACAAUCCCAAAGCAAUCGGGCGCGGUAUUGGUGCAAGAUGUUGGAUCGUGAAUCCAGACAAUAUUCACAGAUUGCAACCAAUUGGAGUUGAAGGCGAGGUUCUGCUUCAGAGCCCUUAUCUCGCGCAUAGAUGCCUGGAGGAUACCGCACAGAGCAGCAACGCUUUCAUUUCGCUACCGGAAUCACUUUCGACCAUCACUGAGCCAUUUCACGCGCGUUGUUACCGAACCGGAGAUUUAGCUCUCUGGCAGCCUGACGGGAAAAUGAUCUUCACUGGUCGUCGGGCCGGGUUCGUCAAAAUUUGUGGGCAGCGUGUCGAACUUGGCGAAAUUGAAAAGGCCAUGCAAGACUGCCUUCCCGGUGGUGAACAGGCUGCAGUAAUUCUGACCAAGGACGAAGAAGGGGAAAAAAGCCCGGAGCUGGUGGCUUUUGUGGAACAAAAGGAUGGAGGAAAUCGAUCCUUAGCAGACCAGAUGAGCGCAGACCUACAAAAGAUUUUGCCAUCAUACAUGGUCCCCAGCGCCUUCGUACCUGUCAAAUCCAUGCCGCUGACUGACUCCAAGAAGAUCCACCGGCAACAGUUGAUUGCAGAUUGGGCGGCGAUGACACUAUCCGAGACUAUAGCGCUUCGGCCUGGGGGCACCCUGAGCCAUACAUGGCCCCGUAUUGAUCCUGCUAAUUUGUGGGCGAUUCAACUCAGCGAAAUUAUUGCAGACCUUGUUGAAACAAGACAGCCAUCGGCUGGGGAAGGCCUACGCGGCUGGGACUUCCCUUUGACCAGCGUUGGUUUGGAUUCUAUUCAAACUGCAUAUCUUUCUCGGGAGAUCCGCCGGCGUUUCGGAGGGGCCACUCGAAUUCAGGACCUGCAGCAGCCUGGGAUCACAGUGUGUCAGAUUUAUCAGCAACAUUCAGAGCGUGCGGGUGACAGAUUGGAUGGCUGGCCAGAUACCAGCACCUCAAGAAAUCUCCUUGAUGAAUUAGAUUUGAUCAAGGUUCCUGUACCUACCCUCCCGAAAAAAACAAAGAGAGUAUUUGCAACAUCAGUGACUGGAUUUCUCGGCACCCAGUUGCUUCGGGCGUUGCUGGAGGAUCCCAGUGUGGGCCACAUUGUCGGCCUAGUGCGUUCAAGUAGUGAAGAGGAUGCCCGAGAUAAGAUACGAGCCCAUGCUCAGCUUAGUCAGUGGUGGUGUGAUGAAUUUGACUCUCGAAUCGAAGUUUGGCUUGGGGAUUUGAGUCUUCCAAGGCUCGGGCUUGACGAUGCGCAUUGGACGGACCUCACGGGUCGGAUGCGCAUCGAUGGAAUCAUCCACAACGGUGCCCGAGUCAACUGGCUUGAUGAUUUCUCGACGCUGAAGCCCACAAAUGUUGACAGCACUCGCACUCUCCUAGAGGCCCUAUCCAAUAUGCCAACACCGUGUCCAUUCACAUACGUGUCCGGGGGGUAUCUUCCAUCGCCAACAGAAACUCGAGAGCAAGUUUUGAACAAUCUCGCUCACGCAUGUGGAUACGAUCAAACCAAGUAUCUGUCACGGAUGAUGGUGGAGGAAUACAAUCGCCAGCUCGAUCAAGGGUCGAAUGCAUCAGUCCCGCGGGGACGAGUGGUACAACCGGGAUAUCUGGCUGGCACAAGAUGGGAAGGAAUUGCCCAUACCGAAGACUUCCUGUGGCGCCUGGCUUACAGUAUUCUGUCUCUUGGAUCUGUGAGCGAAGAUCUGCGGAAAUCACAUAUUCCAGUGGCAGGUGUUGAACAGAUCACUUCCCUUGUGGUGAACAGUGUUCUGGAUCCGCAGAGCAAAGAAGCAGUGAAUUGCCACGAUGGGGUGCUGAUUGAUACCCUGUGCAGGACUCUCAGCAGCUGCAGUGGUCGAACUAUCAAGACCAUGGACCACAGCAAGUGGAUGACAGCGUUGAGGGCCGACGUCGAGACCAAUGCCUUGGACCACCCUUUCUUACCCGUGAUGGAUUGGUUUGAAGCAAAUAUGGGGCAGUUCACGGGCCCUCCUCCAGUGAAGUGCUCCAAUGCACUGAGUCAAAGAGACACAAUUGCGGCGCUGGAUAAAAGCACACGGUACUUGAUUGAUAUAGGCUUCCUUCCGAGCGAAGAUGGCAGUCGCCGGCCCGUUGAACAGAGCAAUAUCACUCGGUUUGUACGAUCCAGCAAGUAA
Penicillium verhagenii is the source of this 3792-nucleotide messenger RNA. Its product is annotated as acetyl-CoA synthetase-like protein. The coding region runs from base 1 to 3792 and encodes 1263 amino acids. The transcript is spliced from 2 exons. Lineage: Eukaryota; Fungi; Ascomycota; Eurotiomycetes; Eurotiales; Aspergillaceae. The record is from RefSeq and is a predicted model, not a curated record.